Molecule: messenger RNA, 827 nt
Organism: Enhydra lutris kenyoni (northern sea otter)
Lineage: Eukaryota; Metazoa; Chordata; Mammalia; Carnivora; Mustelidae
Product: collagen alpha-2(I) chain-like
Exons: 5
Coding region: 1-681 (226 amino acids)
Source: RefSeq, a predicted model, not a curated record
AUGGGCAUAGACGCGGGGAGCCGCGGUGCCGCCCGCAGCCGGGGGUGGGGGAGCUCCCAGGAAAGACGCGCUGGGGCCGGGGGCCACCUGCGGAGUCGCGGGUGUGGACCCAGCGGUGUUCGGGGUGGGUUCGCGGCGGGCGCGCGGGCAGGGCCCGGCGACGCUGGGCCUCAGGGGAAGGGCACGGACGACAGCUGCCCACGGAGGACCCCUGCGGCUGACCGGAGCACACCCGGGGGGCGCGGGCCGCUCAGCAGACCCGGGAACCGGCCAGAACGGGGUGUGGGGAAGGACCGAGCUCAGCGCAGAGUUAAAGGCGGGUUCAAGCCGAGCGUGAGUUCGGCGACGGCAUCCGCAAGCCUGGGCCGAGCCGGGGCCGAGGGCCCACCUGGUAACUACGAAAUUAAGCCGUAUGAACCGGAGCCUCAGUUUUUCCGCCUAAAUAGUAGAGCCGAUAGUUGGUCCUCCCUCCUGGGCUUGCCCUGGAGAGGAAAGGAGCUGAUGUCGGUAGGAUGCUGGCGACAGUGUGCGCACGCGGGAAGUCUGCAUUGGGAGCUGGUCCCCUUUCAGGGCCGAGGGCGCCCCUCCCAGACUCCCUUCCAUCUUCAGAGGGGGAAGGUGAGUUCCCGUGAAGAGCUCACAAUGUGGCCUGACCGUGCUGUGCUGCUCGAAGAACCCUGAGUCUAUUUAACACGUGCCAAUCACCUGUCCUCCCUGGAGCCGUGUUCCAGGGAAGGGACCAGACAAAGCACCGGCUUUCAGUGAGGCAUUCGGUGAAAACCGACGUUUCCUGCUUCGGUGAAAUAAUCUUUACACCCAAUGUGGGG